GGAGAGACGGGGCAAAGCCUAGGAAUGAGUUUGGAGAGAAGCCCAGAUGCCCCUGGGGCAUCUUGCACAGGUACCUCAAAGGCGCCAAGGGACCGACCCAGCCGGGCUCCGCCCUUCCAAACUGAGUCUCCAAGGAAACGGAACUGGAAAGCGAAAGCGGAACCCGUUCACCUCCAGUUUAGCGCUCCCGCUGCUCGAACAUCUCCGAGGCCUGGCAAGUCGCUUUUCCCCGGGUUGCAGUGCAGGAAGGCGCGCCGAGGGUCCCGGAGCACGUGUCCUGCGCGGUCGCGCGCCCCGAAGUGGCCGUCACGGGCGCAGCAGGUCUGGCUCCCACGCGUGGGGAUACGGCCUCUUUUCUCACCCGCCCCUGCUCAAUAGGCAGGGACUCACGGGUUUUGUCCGGAAGGUGGUUUGGGCGGGACUGCGGUUAGGAGUGGGGGCGAGGACAGUGACCCAGAAAUGGAGGCUAACUACUGGAAGGAGCCAGUAAGAAGUGUCUGAGCUGAAGGCACUGGCUUGCUGUCCCUCUCUCCGUCAGAGCUAGGCCUUUGACCAGGGACCCGGGGUUUUGCCUAGAUGACUGUGUUUUGGAGCUGUUACAAUAGGAUCUGUGUGCCAUCUCAUCGUCUUGACUCAGCAACCGGGUGAAAGGCAGAGAUUCUGAGACCGUGCAUCUUCUGGACCAUCACCACCACUGGCUUAGUCAUUUUCUGAAUCCCGCUAUGGCAUCAGCGUGGAAGGUCAAAGAUCCUACAGUUGCUGAGAGAACAGUUGUAGUCUCUGGACUUCCAGUUGGCCUUUUAAAGGACCAGUUAGUGAAGUGCUACUUCCAAGACGAGGGUGGACAUGUGGAAGAGGUGAUAUAUCCAUCAAAAUCCAAAGGAGUUGCGUAUAUCAUCUUCAAGGAAAAGAAAGUUGCACAAGACUUCAUCAGACAAAAGAAACACCCUCCAGGCUCAGAGCCUCGGCUCACAGUCUCUCACUUCAGUGAAAAGGUCUUCAACUAUGUGAUGGCCAUUCUUGAUCUGUCUGUUUUUCGCACUCAAAUUGAGCUAGAAAGCCUAGUAGUGGACCUGAAAAAGAAAAUCCCAACUUUAAACUUUAGCCCAUUGGGACCCAGUGGGAAAAUCUCUGUGCAAGGUUCAUUUCUGGCCAUCAUGAAGCUCAAACAGGCUUUGAUAUCAAAAGCCAUUUCCCCUUUAGAAAACAACAGGAAAGAUGCUGGUGAAAGGAGAAACUGGAAUGGAGAGAACCCUAGAAGGAUCCUGCAGAAAAGGGAGAACUCGGCGUCGAUACUUGGGACCUUUGUAGCUGAGCCUGCCGGCAGCCCAGAAACACUUGUGCUUGACACAGACAUUUUCCUUUAUCUGAAACACAAGUGUGAGUUUUAUCAUCUAACACUGAGCAAAUACCAUGUCCUGUGUCAGGAGAGGGUGGAUGGUGACGUCACUACCAUUUGUCUACAAGACGCCCAGGAUGGGUCUUGCUCUGGCAGCGUCAGACAUGUGAAAGAAUUCAUUGAAGAGUGUGCCCAGGAGUUCCACCUUGAGCUCAGAAAAGAGCUACUGGUUUUGGAAGGAAUGGGAGAUAGAGAGAAAAGAAACAUUAGGCAGGCUUUAGAAGAACUGGGUGGCAGAUAUCCUAGAGUUUUGACCAACGUUCACAGCACACAUAUUGAUCUUAUAGGACCUCCUUCCGACACAUACCUAUUUAAGACACAGCUCAUGAAAUCUGCGGGGCAAAAGGUCACUUGAAGUCUCAGCCACAGUUAUCAUGGUCACUUCCCCUGCCCCUUCCCCAUCUAAGGUAUAGGAGAAGAUAAGAUUUACAGAUAUGAAACUACUUAUUCAAAGUUGCCCAGCAGACAACAACUGGGACUAGCAUUGAAUAAAAAGUAAUGUCUAAAUCAAACCUUGAAAAGAGAACUCACUAAAUGUUGAAGCAAUCUCACUUUCCCUCCAAAUCUAAAAUUAUUAGGAAAAGAAGUCUUCCCCUGCAUAGGUUUGUAUGACUUUUAGGCUGUUGCUAGCUUCUUGGGUUUUACAUUCACCCCACCCCACACAGCAUUAGAAUGUUGGUCAAGCUCACCUGGGAAGCUGUGGUUCUGUUAGAAUUGUGGGGGAAUCUUGGGAGAAGUCUGUGCAGUGGCUUUUGUGGGUGGUUCUUGCUUUACGAUAGUGUGGCGUCCAGAUGAGCAUUGUAAGUUGAAAACACUGUGAAUCAGCAAUGCCGUUAAUCCAAGUAAUGUGCAGAACACCCUAGACUUGCCAAACUGCCCACAGUGAAGAAAGGACUGCUUACCCUGGUUGCUGCGUUGACUGACAGCUCAGGCUCGCUGCUGCUGCUGCUGCUCUGCACUGCUAGAGAGCAUUGUACUGUGGAUCAGCACUUGCCUGGAAAAGAUUCAAUGUCUCAAGUAUGAUUUCUACUGACUCUUUAUUCCUCUUGCACCAUAAUAAAGUAAAACUUACAGAAAAUUAAA
Messenger RNA from Mus musculus (house mouse), 2482 nucleotides. It is a transcript of the gene Rbm43, whose product is annotated as RNA binding motif protein 43. NCBI's taxonomy places the organism in Eukaryota, Metazoa, Chordata, Mammalia, Rodentia, Muridae. The record is from RefSeq and is a predicted model, not a curated record. The coding region runs from base 723 to 1754 and encodes 343 amino acids. Gene Ontology annotation, molecular function: nucleic acid binding; RNA binding. The transcript is spliced from 5 exons.